AGGCAAUCCUGGAGAAGGAAAACUCAAUGAAAAGAUUCAAGCUUAGGUCUAGAAACUCAAAGUGAAAAGAUUGAAUUUAAAUUACAUUGGCAUAGGCAAGCAACAAUGAACAGAAGGGGGAGAGCUAUUGUGAGCAGACAGAUAAUGAGCAGAAGUCUCAACAGUGGCUUCAUCAGUGUUGGCAAGCGGAGAGACACUACAAAUUCAUUCUGAAAUUGAUGAAAUUCCUGGGAAAAAGCUUGCAUUUGAAAUACACGGUUUUUAAACUUUGAAAUACAUGGAAUUAAAUACAUGUAUUUUACUCAAAUUCAAUUUACUCCCUGUUUAAAGUACUAGUUGAAUGACCCCAUGUUGCAGGGUGUGGUGUUGGGCCCAAUUCUUUCAAGUUUGCUGCAAACUAAUGUAUCUGAAUAACAAAUUUUAAUAAUAUAGGAGACUCCAG
This is a messenger RNA of Rubroshorea leprosula, 442 nucleotides long. The record is from the annotation of a GenBank genome assembly. NCBI's taxonomy places the organism in Eukaryota, Viridiplantae, Streptophyta, Magnoliopsida, Malvales, Dipterocarpaceae.